AUGGAGGUUCUGUCUCUGGGCCCAAAGUUAAAGGUUCUGCUUUCUAAGACGUUAAAGGUUCUGCUUUCUAAGAAGUUAAAGGUUCUGCUUUCUAAGAAGUUAAAGGUUCUGCUAAAGGUUCUGCUUUCUAAGACGUUAAAGGUUCUGCUAAAGGUUCUGCUCUCUAACAAGUUAAAGGUUCUGCUAAAGGUUCUGCUUUCUAACAGGUUAACGGUUCUGCUAAAGGUUCUACUUUCUAACAAGUUAAAGGUUCUGCUAAAGGUUCUACUUUCUAACAAGUUAAAGGUUCUGCUAAAGGUUCUACUUUCUAACAAGUUAAAUGUGCUAAAGGUUCUGCUAAAGGUUCUGCUUUCUAACAGGUUAAAGGUUCUGCUAAAGGUUCUGCUCUCUAACAAGUUAAAGGUUCUGCUAAAGGUUCUGCUUUCUAACAGGUUAAAGGUUCUGCUAAAGGUUCUACUUUCUAACAGGUUAAAGGUUCUGCUAAAGGUUCUACUUUCUAACAGGUUAAAGGUUCUGCUAAAGGUUCUACUUUCUAACAGGUUAAAGGUUCUGCUAAAGGUUCUACUUUCUAACAAGUUAAAGGUUCUGCUAAAGGUUCUGCUUUCUAACAGGUUAAAGGUUCUGCUUUCUAACAGGUUAAAGGUUCUGCUAAAGGUUCUACUUUCUAACAGGUUAAAGGUUCUGCUAAAGGUUCUACUUUCUAACAGGUUAAAGGUUCUGCUAAAGGUUCUACUUUCUAACAGGUUAAAGGUUCUGCUAAAGGUUCUACUUUCUAACAGGUUAAAGGUUCUGCUAAAGGUUCUACUUUCUAACAGGUUAAAGGUUCUGCUCUCUAACAUUUCUAUUGAACUUGUUCUUUUUUUCUUUCUUUCACCACCGUUACUACAAUGGAUUUUUUUUAAGACCCGAUCCGGUUCUGUUGUUGACUCUUCUGGAUCUGGUCUAAGAAUCCUAGAGCUGGGCAAUAAUUCAAUAUCACAUUUCACUCAAUAUAAACAUAUUGAUUUCAACUUAUUGAUUAUCAUUCUCCAGAAACUGUGAUUUAGAAACCAACUAAU
This is a messenger RNA of Cyclopterus lumpus (lumpfish), 1058 nucleotides long. RefSeq lists its product as uncharacterized. The transcript is spliced from 3 exons. The record is from RefSeq and is a predicted model, not a curated record. Bases 1 to 1041 code for a protein of 346 amino acids. NCBI's taxonomy places the organism in Eukaryota, Metazoa, Chordata, Actinopteri, Perciformes, Cyclopteridae.